AUGUCGUUUACGAUUGCGAUUCGCGCAGGUCCCGCGCACCUCGCUGCGAAGGCGCCGCAGCUCGCGGGAGCGUCGGCCUUCCGUGCCUUCCACUCGACACCGAAAAACAGCUUCUUCACCUCGAGGACGGCGUCGCUCGCUUUCCGCUCCAACACCAAGUCUUCCAGCAACAUCCUCUCCAAGCUGCGCGGCGCGUCGCGUGGCUACCAAACACAGUAUGAGUCCGUCUACGUCGACCCCGCAGCCCGCCGCGCGCAGCUCAUGCGCAAGCUGUUGAUCGGCGGUGCCAUCUUCGGCGGCACUCUCGUUGGCAUCAAUGCCGUCUUCAACCGCGAAACGAGGGAGGAUGGGGGAAUGCCGCCAUUUGAGAGGUCGUAUCUGAACCGGACGUUCAUGCACACGGGUCUCGGUGUCGGCAUCAUCGGCCUGUCCGCCUACCAGAUGGUUCAGAGCGGUUUCGUCUACCGCCUGAUGGUCACCAACCCGUGGAUCGUCGGUAUUGGUGGUCUCGCUCUCAGCAUCGGCAGCAUGGUUGCUACUCGUGCGAUCGAUCCCGACAACUACAUCCCCAAGUACGCCUGCUGGGCCGCCUUCAACGCCACCCAGGCCGCUCUGAUCGCUCCUCUCAUGACUGUUGCCCCGCCGGCACUGCUCGCCCGCGCUGGUCUCUACACGCUCGCCAUGAUGGGCAGCAUCUCGUUCGUGGGCGCCACCGCCAAGCAGGACAAGUACCUCUACAUUGGCGGCCCGCUCCUGGCCGGCGCUGCCAUCGUUGCCGUAUCCGGGUUUGCGCCUCUCGUUCUUCCCGCCACGGCUGUCCGCACCCUGGCCGUCACUGAGAACCUCUGGCUCUAUGGUGGUCUGGCCGUGUUUGGCGGCUUCACGCUGUACGACGUGCAGAAGGUGCUGUACCACGCGCGGGCGGCACAGCGCGGCAUCAUCAAGGAGGACCCCGUCAACGAGAGCAUCAGCCUCGAGCUCGACUUCCUCAACAUCUUCGUCCGGAUGGUGCAGAUCCUGAUGAUGCAGAACAGCAGGAGGAAGUAA
Messenger RNA from Chaetomium strumarium, 1047 nucleotides. Its product is annotated as inhibitor of apoptosis-promoting Bax1-domain-containing protein. Gene Ontology annotation, cellular component: mitochondrial inner membrane. Bases 1 to 1047 code for a protein of 348 amino acids. The transcript has 2 exons. NCBI's taxonomy places the organism in Eukaryota, Fungi, Ascomycota, Sordariomycetes, Sordariales, Chaetomiaceae. The record is from RefSeq and is a predicted model, not a curated record.